This is a messenger RNA of Strongylus vulgaris, 447 nucleotides long. The record is from the annotation of a GenBank genome assembly. Lineage: Eukaryota; Metazoa; Nematoda; Chromadorea; Rhabditida; Strongylidae.
AUGGACAGUGUCACAGUUGGUAAUGCAACGAGAGGAACAGGCCCUGAGCCAUCCUCUAGAUAUGGUCGCACAUGUUCAACCUUGGAUGUUGAUUCCGAUCAUACCUCUCAUACUGAUGUUUGAAGGUAGCGAACUUUCUUACGACACCGUGCUCUUCUAUAAACAUCAUUACGCUCCUGUUCAAAACAAAAUCACCUUACUAAGCCAGUUGCAAAAUUUAGAAUAUCUUCUUCUUGUCAACACUUCUGGGAUAACAUUGAAUAUCUUUGGAAUAGUGAAGGCAACAGUGCAAUCAAAGGAAACUUUUCUCUUUCAGGAAGUUGCAACAUUGCUACUGGCACAUCUUCUAAAUAAUGAUCAUCUCUCAGCGGUGAAUGUAGCUGGCUUGGUUCUCUGUUUAUGUGGAAUGACUCUUCAUGGAAUGUCGAGAAGACGACAAAGGUAAGU